AUGCAGGAAACCUAUCUUGAAUCGCUAAAAUCGUCUUCGUAUUAUUACUUCUGCACAAAAUUUGAUGAGAUGUGCCGGAAAGAAAAUCUGGCAGUCAGUGAGAAGGUUGACGUGGAGAACAUUGCGAAAACACAAAAAAAAAAUGAUGCGUUCACAAAGUACGUCUUAGGUGUGUCGGAAUUGGAGUUUUCUGUCCAACAACUGAAUUCACCAGGCGACAUCUUGAAUUUAAACGUGAAUGGGACAAUCUUCAUCUCUACUGGUCAAAUAACCGAAGCAGUGAUUCAUUGUCCAAGUGGUGAAGGAAGGGUUUUAUUUUACUGCGCGAAAUGUCCUUCCGGUACCCAUUCGUCUUCUGGAAAAUGCAUUUUGUGUAGCAUUGGAACUUAUCAAGAUGAAGCUGGACAGACGGGGUGUAAAAGAUGUCCACUAGGAAUGACCACUAAAUACGUUGGGAGCCAAGACCAGGUAGACUGUUUUGUUGAAGCAGCAGACUCAGUAGAUAGGAAUUCGUCACAGGGAAACGCUGCCGAAAGCAAGACCCUGAUCAUCACCACAAUCGUCGUCUGUCUGCUAUUGUUUCUUGGAGUAGUUACAGGAGUUACUAUAUUUCGAUACAAAAGACUAAUGUGUACACACGCUCCGUUAACAAGAGAAAGUUUAACACUCCUAAGCAUGCCGUCGCCUGACAAUACACCCUUGGGAUCCAAACCACAGUCUUCUAUGUAGUAUCUUAUGUCAGGUUCUUGUAUCACAUUAAUAAAAACUUAUUUCUA
Molecule: messenger RNA, 776 nt
Organism: Ostrea edulis (European flat oyster)
Lineage: Eukaryota; Metazoa; Mollusca; Bivalvia; Ostreida; Ostreidae
Product: thyroglobulin-like
Exons: 7
Coding region: 1-729 (242 amino acids)
Source: RefSeq, a predicted model, not a curated record